Brassica napus (rape) is the source of this 1761-nucleotide messenger RNA. RefSeq names its product protein ABSCISIC ACID-INSENSITIVE 5. The record is from RefSeq and is a predicted model, not a curated record. Gene Ontology annotation, molecular function: DNA-binding transcription factor activity. NCBI's taxonomy places the organism in Eukaryota, Viridiplantae, Streptophyta, Magnoliopsida, Brassicales, Brassicaceae. Gene Ontology annotation, cellular component: nucleus. Gene Ontology annotation, biological process: positive regulation of DNA-templated transcription.
CGAGUGGGGUAUGGAACUUUCCUCUUUUGGAAGUGGAACCUUUAUUGAAAUGAGUAAUUAUUAGUUUGUUUGCUUCUAAAUUUAGUAUCGCUUGUCGCUAUCACGAUGUCGACCGUUCUUCCUUUUUUCACGUGGACCGACUUGGAUACCAUCUGAUACUAUUUUUAUGUAACACUUAAAUGUUACGCAUCUGUAAAUCACACCAUUACGUUAGCAGUUCACGAGAUAGCUUUUUCAUUACAUUAUCUCGCUCGUUGAGCUUUAAUGUAAGCAUAAUAAGAUGGUUUUAUUUUGAAAAUUCUGGUAAUUGGUAAAUGGUAGUUAGAGAGACAAAGAUGAUGUCUGGACGAGAAGUAGAGUCAUCGACAAGACAUAAUGGAGGAGCUGGAGCUGGAGGAGGAGAGAAUCAUCCGUUUACUUCGUUGGGAAGACAAUCAUCCAUCUACUCAUUAACCCUCGACGAGUUCCAACACGCUCUCUGCGAGAACGGCAAAAACUUCGGGUCCAUGAACAUGGACGAGUUUCUCGUCUCUAUUUGGAACGCUGAGGAGAAUAACAACAACAACCAUCAAGCUGCAGCUUCAUCCCGUCCACCGAAUCAUAAUGGUUUCAACAAUGGUGGAGGUGAGAGUGGAGUCUUUGGUGGUGGUGGUUCUUCAGGUAACCAAAGGGAUAAUAAAAGGCAAGGGAUAGCGAAGCAGCCGAGCCUUCCACGACAAGGCUCGUUGACACUUCCAUCUCCGCUUUGUAGGAAGACUGUUGAUGAGGUUUGGUCUGAGAUACAUAGAGGUGGUGGAGACAGCAAUGGACGUGGUACUAGUAGUAAUGGUCAAAACAAUGGUCAUAAAGGCGGUGGUCAUGAGAAUGCGGCAAGGCAACCAACGUUUGGAGAGAUGACGCUUGAGGACUUCUUGGUGAAGGCUGGUGUGGUUAGAGAACAUCCCACUAACCCUAAACCUAUUCUUAACCCGACCCCGUCUAGUGUUAUCCCCGCAGCUACGCACCAGCAACAGCUCUACGGUGUGUUUCAAGGACCAGGGCAGGCACCACCGGUUCAACCAGGUGUUUGCUAUGGCGGUGGUGGUGGUGGUGGGUUUGGAGCGAGUGGGCAGCAAAUGGCGAUGGUGAGACCGUUGAGCCCGGUGUCGUCAGAGGGGUUAGGACAUGGACAAGUGGAUAACAUAGGAGGACAGUAUGGAGUUGAUAUGGGAGGGAUAAGGGGAAGGAAAAGAGUAGUGGAUGGUCCGGUAGAGAAGGUAGUUGAGAGGAGGCAGAGGAGGAUGAUCAAGAACCGUGAGUCUGCUGCUAGGUCUAGAGCAAGAAAACAGGCAUAUACGGUGGAGUUGGAAGCAGAACUGAACCAGUUGAAAGAAGAGAACGCCCAGCUAAAACAUGCAUUGGGAGAGUUGGAGAGGAAAAGGAAGCAACAGUAUUUUGAGAGUUUGAAGACUAGAGCACAACCGAAGUUGCCUAAAGCAAGCGGGAGGCUGCGGACAUUGGUGAGGAAUCCGAGUUGUCCGCUCUGAACAAACAAAGAAACAGUGAGAGACAGAGAGGAAAAGCUGAUGAUUUUAUAUGGUGUUGUUAGGUCGGUUUGUUUUGUCAUGAGACAUGAGAUAUAUAAAUCUUGUACGUUGAUGUUCUUCGUGUUGGUAGAAGGAACAUAUUCUGAUCUUCUCCACUUAUGUUCUUGUCGACAAGGAAGUGAUUCUCUGUUUCAACGUUAUGAAUCUUUUGGAGGAUAUAGCAAGUGUUAUGUUA